Molecule: messenger RNA, 1917 nt
Organism: Centropristis striata (black sea bass)
Lineage: Eukaryota; Metazoa; Chordata; Actinopteri; Perciformes; Serranidae
Exons: 13
Coding region: 574-1839 (421 amino acids)
Source: RefSeq, a predicted model, not a curated record
UUGGCACUAUAAAAUUCUUUCGCGGGCUUUCCUCCUUCCCGUGUUUCAGACACACCCACACUGAGCGGACGCACAGUGAGUGAGAGAAAUACGGACUUUUGCUUGGCUUUGCUUGGCUUUAACCUGCUUUUGGACAACCAUUUGGAUUACUUUUGGAUUACCUGUUGGACUACCUGCUUGGCGGAUCAACGUGGACUUGUUUUCAAAGCUUCCCACGCAGAGGCUUCUGAGAGCAAGACCCCACACACACCACACUUCAUUCAUUCUUGAUCUUAAAUUGAGAAUCACAUACUGAGAAUCACAUAGAACACAAACACAGCACACAACAUAAAAUACAUAGACCUAUACUGACCAUAAAUUCAUUCUCAAACACACACACAGACACACACACACACACACACACACACACACACACACACACACACACACUCUUUGCAUUGUUUAUUGUUCCAGUGAUUGUUGAUAUUGUGUUUGUUCAAAUUUCACACUUUUACACUGCAUUGUGUACGUCUGUGAGAUAACCGUGUUUUGGAGUAUUUCUUCUUGAGUGUUUACAGGUUGGUGUAGGACGAGAUGCCGCAGAAGGGGAAGCGUUGCAGGGCCCAGAAGCAGCGAUGGAGCAAGCCGGACCAGGUGACCCAGCUGGAGACGCCGCCGCCAGCCCAGCCUUUCUGGACCCAGAAGGAUGGACCCAGCCCCUCCCAGUCUCCUGCCCAGAAGAUGGCCAAGCUCCACAUCCCUCUGCCGACCUCACCCUCCUGCUCCCCUUACCAGCCUGGACAGGUGCGUCUGCCCCCCUCUGACUUCCGCCCAGGCCGCGGUACGGGUCGUCGCCAUCGCAUGCUGCUGUGGGAGAAGUCCACAUUUACUGGCCGAUUCCGGAAGUUGGUCGUCCCAGCAGAGUCACCCGACAAGAAGUUCGUCCUGCUUGUUGGUGACUCCCACCUUCGGGCCAUCGCCGACGGGUUUGUGGGGAUGCCAGACCAACUGCUGUCCUUUGGCGUCCUGUCCGUCCCUGGGGCGUCGGCAGUUGAGUUGCGUACUGAGGUACUGAAUGCUGUGCUGCCUCGCUCACCCGGGGCAGUCUGCAUUUUAGCACCCAGUAACGACUUGACUGCCAGCAGGACCGUCACUGAGGCAGGGGUCGCGUUUGGUAAGCUCCUGCUGUCUGCCUGUGCUACCUGGCCCAACGUCUGUGUUCUGGACUUCCCUCCCCGUCUGACCGUGGAGCUGGCCCUGCAGGACCUUCUGCGCCAGGAGUACCACCGUGUGGCUGCACGUAUGGGUGUCAGGUACGUCUCUGCCACCGACCGCUUUCCGCUGACACAACUUGACCUGUGGUGUCCUGACGGUGUCCACCUCAGUGACGACGGGAUGGUGAGGCUUGCGGAGUUGCUGCGGCGGGCCCCUUACCAGCAGCUGCUGGAGUCCGCAGUCCCGAGGGCCCAGACGCCUCCCAGGACGCCGCCUCCUGCCAGACGUGUCUCACCAAAAGUGGUUGUGAAGGGCGUGGUCACCGCGCCACGUCCAUCCAGCCCUUUUGAGUGGACAUGUGUUGGGCAGACCAAGAAGAUGGACCAGCCAGCGGAGCCUGCACAGCAUGUGGACGUGGGGGUGCAUCCGAUCCCGCUAAAUCCUGUGUGGUUUAGUCCGGCGAUCUUGGAUGUGAUGGAGAAGGCCGUUCCAGCCCACCUUCCCAGUGCUGUGGAGUGCGCAGCUCGUCCGGACGGCAGGAAGAAGUCGACCGUGGAGCGCCAGGAGAGACGUGAUGCCUCCAAGAGGACACCGCAGAAGCAGCAGGUUUGUCAUAUUAUGUCUGAUUAUUUGAGUAAUACUUGACUUAUUUGGAUUUGUUUGUUGUGUAUUUAGAGUAGACACACUAGUAGACAAAAACAUUUUUACAUGUAUGUCAUAUUU